Sorghum bicolor (sorghum) is the source of this 1920-nucleotide messenger RNA. Its product is annotated as programmed cell death protein 2. NCBI's taxonomy places the organism in Eukaryota, Viridiplantae, Streptophyta, Magnoliopsida, Poales, Poaceae. The transcript is spliced from 11 exons. Gene Ontology annotation, cellular component: cytoplasm. Bases 132 to 1379 code for a protein of 415 amino acids. The record is from RefSeq and is a predicted model, not a curated record.
GUCAGUUCACACGGCUGAAGCCAGCCGGACCGUGUUGAGGUCGGGCUAGGGUUUUUUUUUGCGCCAAACCAGCGAGGCAGCGACCGUUUUGCCGCCGCAACACUCCUGCCGCCCCCUCUCCGCCGCCGAUAAUGGAGUCCAGCGCCAAGAAGCUUAGCAGCCUCCGUAUCACCUCCCUGGAUGACGAUGACGACGAGACCGAGGUCCCGCACCAGCCCCCUCCAGCAGGCCCCUCCGCCGCUGCAGCGGAUUACGAGGACGACGACGAUGAGGAUGAAGAAGUGGAAGUGACGCUUGGCGUCCUUAGCAAACCGAAGCACCCAGGCCUCCUCCUCCGCCACUUGUUCCCCAGCAAGGCCGGCGGCAUCCCGGCGUGGUUGGACCCCGUGAACUUGCCGUCGGGGAAGUCCAGCUGCUGCGGUUUCUGUGGCGAGCCUCUGCAGUUCGUUCUCCAGAUUUAUGCACCAAUUGAAGACAAUGUAGCAGCCUUCCACCGAACGCUGUUCGUGUUCAUGUGCCCAUCCAUGGCGUGCUUGCUUCGAGAUCAACAUGAACAAUGGAAACACAAGCAUGGGAAUCCAUGUAGAAGCGUGAAGGUUUUCCGUUGCCAAUUGCCACGGAGUAACACCUUCUACUCAGCUCAACCUCCAAAGUAUGAUGGCUCUGACAAACCACUGUGUCCAGGAGCUCCUGUAUGCCACUGGUGUGGUACCUGGAAAGGUGAUAAAAUUUGUAGUAGCUGCAAGAAAGCAAGAUACUGUUCUGAGAAACAUCAGGCACUGCAUUGGCGUACUGGUCAUAAAAAUGAUUGCCUCCAGAUAAUAAGUUCUUCUGCUGCUUCAAAUUCAGUUCUGCCAGCUGUAGGAAAAGUUCCUGCUAGCACUUCUUGGCUAGAAUUUGAGAUAAAAAUAGACUAUGAAGGUACUUUUGAUUCCGAUAGUGGUGAUGAAAAUAACUCAAAGUCGUUGGUGAUGCAAAGACAUGGGAAACCCGAUGCUAUGAUGCAGUCGUGGAUGGAUCAAUUUGAGGCUGAUGCUGACAACAAAUGCUGGGCAUCUUUUCAAGAGCGGGUCUCAAGAGAACCAAAGCAAGUGUUGAGGUAUUGUCGAGAACCAAAUGCUAAACCUCUCUGGGCCUUAUCUUCUGGGUGUCCUUCAAAUGCUGAUAUCCCAUCAUGUAGCUACUGUAGAGGUCCAUUAUGCUAUGAGUUUCAGUUAAUGCCACAAUUGCUUUAUUUCUUUGGUGUGGGAAAUCAACCAGACUCACUUGAUUGGGCAACAAUUGCUGUCUACACAUGUCAAGGGUCAUGUGACCAAAGUGUUAGCUACAAAGAGGAAUUUGCUUGGGUUCAGUUGUACCCUACAACCACGAGGCGGUAAUAAUGUUUACCUAUUCCUCGGAGUAACUGCUGUCCAGUUCUGCAGGCUUAACAUGUGUCAUCAGCUUGUAAGACAAAGGAUGAAACAUCAAUAAAUCUUCAAGCAACAAUUUAGGUGUUAACAAGUUUGCAGAAAGUCAGAAAAACAAUUCAGUAAUAAAUACACCCAUCGGUAGAAUUGGAGAUUGGGAUGCUCAGAGCAGUGAGUAGUGAGAGCUUCGCGAGUCCCAUUGUACCUAUGUCUUGACAAUCAUGGGUAACGAUACCAGCAGACAAUAGUUGCCUAGUGUAGAUAUUAUAAGUUCCACUUGUCCUAUAUUUUAGGUGCCUGAUUUUUUGUUGUUGUUCAGGCAAUAGGCAAUUUUGUUAUUGUUUGACUAUAGAAAAAGUUGUGAAUUCUCUCGGUUGUAUAAGAUUGUUGCCUGCUCAAAAUUUAGGCCUGUAAUAUAACAAUUCCCAACCAUGUGCAUUUAUGUGAAGUGGCUUGUAGCUUCGGAGGAAGAAUUAAGUCAAAACGGAAUAUUGCACUUUAAGUUCUUAUA